Messenger RNA from Panthera uncia (snow leopard), 2980 nucleotides. RefSeq names its product peroxisomal biogenesis factor 5 like (gene PEX5L). Bases 121 to 2073 code for a protein of 650 amino acids. Gene Ontology annotation, cellular component: peroxisomal membrane; cytosol. Gene Ontology annotation, biological process: protein import into peroxisome matrix, docking. The transcript is spliced from 15 exons. Lineage: Eukaryota; Metazoa; Chordata; Mammalia; Carnivora; Felidae. Gene Ontology annotation, molecular function: protein binding. The record is from RefSeq and is a predicted model, not a curated record.
UUCAGGGAUACUUUGAUUAUUGUCAUACAUUCUAAAUACUGUUGCUGGGCAAGAUCUGUGGUUCUUUGGUCAGCAAGUUCUGGCAAUGACACCACUGCCGCUGGUGCAAAGAAUUCUGGGAUGCCUGACAGUGAAAUGGAUGGAAGGACCCACAUUCCAACUCUACUUAAUGUCCUUUUGUCCAGAAAUCGGGUCAUGCAAAUGAGCUACUUGAAAAGUAAAGAAAAAGGAUAUGGAAAACUAAGCAGUGAUGAAGACCUCGAAAUAAUUGUUGAUCAAAAGCAGGGAAAAGGCUCUAGGGCGGCAGAUAAGGCUGUUGCCAUGGUGAUGAAGGAGAUACCGAGGGAGGAGUCUGCUGAAGAAAAGCCCCUCCUUACUAUGACAUCACAGCUGGUGAAUGAACAGCAAGAAAGCAGACCCCUCUUGAGUCCCUCCAUCGAUGACUUUCUUUGUGAAACCAAAUCGGAGGCAAUAGCAAGGCCAGUAACGUCCAACACAGCCGUAUUGACCACAGGCUUAGAUCUCCUUGACCUGAGUGAACCCGUCUCUCAAACCCAAACCAAAGCCAAGAAGUUGGAGGCCUCAUCGAAAACCUCAUCCCUCAAGAAAAAGGCUGAUGGAUCUGAACUCAUCAGUGCGGAUGCUGAGCAGAGAGGCCAGCCUCUCCGAGGCCCAGAGACUUCAUCCUUAGAUUUAGACAUUCAAACACAACUGGAAAAAUGGGAUGAUGUUAAGUUUCAUGGAGAUCGAAAUAGCAAGGGGCAUCCAAUGGCAGAAAGAAAAUCAUGCUCUUCUAGAACUGGAUCAAAGGAACUCUUAUGGUCCUCAGAACACAGAUCUCAACCAGAACUAAGUGGUGGGAAAAGCGCCCUGAACUCUGAGUCGGCUUCAGAAUUGGAAUUAGUGCCUCCAACACAGGCUCGAUUGACCAAAGAACAGCGCUGGGGAAGUGCAUUACUUUCCAGAAACCACUCCUUAGAAGAAGAAUUUGAAAGGGCAAAAGCAGCAGUGGAGUCAGAUACAGAGUUUUGGGAUAAGAUGCAAGCAGAAUGGGAAGAAAUGGCCCGGAGGAAUUGGAUAUCCGAGAACCAAGAAGCCCAGAACCAAGUUACAAUCUCAGCUAGUGAGAAGGGAUAUUACUUUCACACCGAAAAUCCCUUUAAGGACUGGCCGGGAGCAUUUGAAGAGGGCUUAAAAAGACUGAAGGAGGGGGACCUGCCCGUCACCAUACUGUUCAUGGAGGCGGCAAUUCUUCAGGACCCUGGAGAUGCAGAGGCAUGGCAGUUCCUCGGGAUAACCCAGGCAGAGAAUGAAAAUGAACAAGCAGCUAUUGUCGCCCUCCAGAGGUGCUUAGAAUUACAGCCCAACAACUUGAAAGCUUUGAUGGCUUUGGCUGUAAGUUACACUAACACUGGCCAUCAGCAGGAUGCCUGCGAAGCUCUAAAAAACUGGAUUAAGCAAAAUCCAAAGUACAAAUACCUUGUGAAGAGCAAGAAAGGAUCUCCAGGCCUUACCCGGAGGAUGUCCAAGUCUCCAGUUGAUAGCUCUGUUUUGGAAGGAGUUAAGGAAUUAUAUCUGGAAGCUGCCCACCAAAAUGGAGAUAUGAUUGACCCAGACCUACAGACAGGUCUGGGGGUACUGUUCCACCUGAGCGGAGAAUUUAACAGAGCAAUAGAUGCAUUUAACGCUGCCUUAACUGUUCGGCCAGAGGACUAUUCAUUAUGGAACCGUCUCGGGGCAACCUUGGCGAAUGGAGACCGCAGUGAGGAAGCUGUGGAGGCCUACACACGAGCACUGGAGAUUCAGCCAGGCUUCAUCCGAUCCAGAUACAAUCUGGGAAUAAGCUGCAUCAAUCUGGGCGCCUACAGAGAAGCGGUCAGCAAUUUUCUCACUGCCCUCAGUUUGCAAAGAAAAAGCAGGAAUCAACAGCAAGUUCCUCAUCCUGCAAUCUCUGGGAAUAUCUGGGCUGCCCUCAGAAUCGCACUUUCUCUGAUGGACCAACCAGAACUCUUCCAGGCGGCUAAUCUCGGUGACCUGGAUGUCCUCCUAAGAGCUUUCAACUUGGAUCCUUGAAGGAAAAAAAAAAAAAAAAAAAUUAAAAAUGAUAAAUCCUUAUCUGUGUAAUUGUACUAAGAAAUGCAAAACUAUUUUAUUAUGAAUUCCAAAAAGGAUAAAACCAGAUGUCCAAAAGGCCAUGGUGAUAUGACACAAGGGAACUCCUACAGACGAUGCCCAGUCUCUGUUCAGAUUCAAAAGCACAAAAUGUUGUACAUAGAGUCAAGGUUGGGCUCAGAAGAAUAACUGAGAGACACAAAGACAAACCAAGAUAAAGUAACUGUGUGUGAAUACUCUUCACAAGCUGCAAGCAUAUUCAAAACACGUCCUUUGGGGUUUUUGUCCUCACUUUUGCAGCUGAUGACACACCUAAGGAACUUGCUCAUAGGACACCUGGAGAAAGCACUGCCUCUGAUCAGGGAAUUCUGACUGUUUCUGAACUACCCCCUGCAAUUCCCCCUUUUACAACAUAGUUUGGGCCAAGGUGCAUGCACAUAUAUUAACCCUUGACUAAAGAGAGGCAUUGCUUAGACCUGUUCCGAUUUUAACUUUUACUGUAGCCCUUCGACUCCAGAGAGGGAGCUUUGCUGGCAAAAGCAGUUUUUGCACUAGAAAUUUUUGCUGUUCCCAAUCAAAACUUUUCUGGGACUGUAUAUACGCACUUUAAUAUCUUAUUUAUGCCUUGCUGGAGUUUUGUUCCGUUGCUCCAAUUUUUAACUUAGGGGUGAAAGAUUCAAGAACUCGGCCUUGUUAGAUCAAUGGACCAAAUAAAAAUUCCUGAAAAUAGUUUUUCAUAGUGUAGAGUUUUGAAGGAGUUUUUCUCAAAGCAGAUAGGACACAGGGUGUAAAUAUGUCAAACACAGAUCUUAUUCACAUGCUUUCUGGGACCGUAUGAACUUAAGCAAGAGACAUUGUACUGUCCCUU